AUGACUAUUUCAAAGAUACCAAUAUGGCUUGAUUGUGACCCGGGACACGAUGAUGCAAUCGCUAUACUUCUAGCAUGUUUCCAUCCAGCAUUUAAGCUUUUAGGUGUCAGUGCUUGCUAUGGUAACUCGACGCCACAAAACACAUACUACAAUGCAUGCUCACUAUUGACUGCAAUGGGUAAAUCUAUUCCUGUAUACCGAGGAGCACAGAAACCUUGGGUUCGUCAGGCUGAGUAUGCCCCAGAUAUUCAUGGAAUAUCUGGUUUAGACGGUACCUCAUUACUUCCUAUACCCAUAUCCACAUUAGAGCACGACAAGACAUAUCUGGAAGCAAUGGAAGAAGCAAUACUUACAAACGAAGGAGAAAUUUCGUUUCUCUCGACCGGUUGUUUGACAUCUACCGCUACAUUACUAAGAGACAAACCAUAUUUGAAAGAGAAAAUCAAAUAUAUUAGUAUAAUGGGGGGUGGAUUUGAUAUUGGCAACAAGAAUAUUAACUGUUCGGCAGAGUUCAAUAUAUGGGCAGACCCACACGCAGCCAACUUUGUAUUUCAUGACCCCCACGUUAAAGAUAAAUGUAUUCUGGUGCCUUUGAAUCUAACGCAUACAGCAAUUGCUACGGAAACGAUAGACAAAGAGAUUCUGGGAGACGGCUCAUCUAACUUAAGGCGAUUAUUCUUUGAAUUGUUUCAAUAUUUCCGCCACACUUAUAAGGAUCUACAAGGUUUUGAUCAAGGUCCACCAGUUCAUGAUCCAUUAACCCUAAUGCCUCUAUUAGAGUUUUUUGGAUGGAGUUCACAUUCUGAUGUUCAAUUCGACUAUAAACGAAUGGAUAUUAAUGUUGUGGAUGAUGUGUGGAGUCCGGAUGCUGGUCGCACCUAUUCAAUAAAAGAUUAUCCAAAAGAGGGAAAAACUGGAACUAUCGUUGGUUUGCAUUUAAACAUACCCUUUUUUUGGGAACAAGUCUUAGCUGCACUAACGGAAGUAGAUAAAACGUCAACAAUUGAGAUUUAA
Molecule: messenger RNA, 1014 nt
Organism: Naumovozyma castellii
Lineage: Eukaryota; Fungi; Ascomycota; Saccharomycetes; Saccharomycetales; Saccharomycetaceae
Gene: URH1
Product: trifunctional uridine nucleosidase/nicotinamide riboside hydrolase/nicotinic acid riboside hydrolase
Exons: 1
Coding region: 1-1014 (337 amino acids)
Source: RefSeq, a predicted model, not a curated record